CUCAAUUCAUCCGUUUCGUCGUCUGCCGCCACAUGGCUCAACCCAGCAGGAUCCCCGCCUGGAAACGGCUGGGCCUGAAGCUGCAAGACAGUGACCAAUCUGCGGAGCACCAUUCGUCCGCAAAACAAGACAACCAACCUAAUGGGAGCUCUCGUGAUCAAGCAAAAGUCGUGCAAUCUCCUGCUCAAUCUUCCAAUCACCCUGCCGACAUAAACAAUUCACACCUUGGCAAGCGAAAACACGAACAUGAACCAGCUGAGACCAACAAAAAGAGCAAAAACUCUAAGCACCAGACGGUCGACUCAUCUCUCACUCGAAAUGUUACUCCGCCUGCGGUGCAGGUCGACAAACCUGAAAGUCCCAAGCCUGCUUCUGAUGCGCGUCCCAAAGGUGAUUCCAACUACCGCAAGAAGAAACCCAAACGAGGCGGCGGUCAGCGUGCGAGCAAUGAUGCUUCAUCUCUGGCCCCAGUCCAUUCAAAAGUAAAUGGAACCAAAUCUUCUGGCCCAAUUCUAAGGACUCCGUCUCUUUCACCUGGCUAUGGCACCACACUGCUCGCGUCGACUGAGACCGACCAUUAUGAAACUCCAAUGCCACAAAGCACAUCGACUUCACCACCACCGUCGAGAGCAGAUCGGCGCAAGUCGGUGACUUUUACUCCGGACACCAAGACUGUGGAUGGUAACAGCGCAGCCAAUCUUUUCAAGAAGUGGGUCAAAGAGCAGAAGACGGCCGGCGUCUCAGAGACUGAAAUCUCUCAAUUCGUACCCCCACCAAAGAUCCACCCCGCGAACGAUCUACCUUCACCAGAAACCAAAAACGUUAAGAAAUCCAAGAAAGCCAAAAAGGCUGCAGCUACCUCGACAGCAGCAGACGGUGACGUUAACGAAACAGCGGCUGAAGCACCAGCGUCCGCUGCUGCCAAUCCAAAGAAAGACCCUUCGAGAUAUCUGGAUUACCUUACUGCGUAUCACACUGACCGACCCAACUGGAAAUUCAACAAAGCAAAACAAAAUGAUGUACUGAACAACGCAUUGAACAUCUUUCGCAUUCCAGAGGACUACUCAGACGCGCUGAUUGCCUACGUUCAGGGAUUGCAAGGUGCUGGCGUCAUCCAGCGACUAAAGCAGCAGUGCACAACCGCAAUUGAGGAAAUCGAAGCCGCCGGCACAGAAGACUCCGACAUGGAUGACCCGAAAGAUCGCCAAGCGGCACAAGACGAGGCCCUAAAAGAUCAUUUGACGAAACAGCGCAAACGCAGGCGCCUAGAUCGAGAUGUGGAGAACAUGGUCGGUCAUCCAUACACUGAGGGGUACAUACGGAGGCUGAAGAAGAAUCGCGCACAAGCCCUUGUCAAGGCACUCAACAUCGCUGAGCCCGCUCCUGCUCCUGCCCCUGCACGCGCCAACGUGGGCGCAAAUCAGAAGGUGGCGAGGAACAAGAAGCGGCGAUCAGAUAUAUCGAGUGAUGAGUCGUCGGAUAGCAGCAGUAGUGAGAAGAGCAGCAGCAGUGAGGAAAGUAGUAGCGAAGAAAGCUCAUCGGAAGAAGAGAGCAGUGACGAUGAUUCUGAUUCAGAAUCGUCUGAUAGCAGCAGCAGCAGCGAGUCGGAGGACAGCGACUGA
Molecule: messenger RNA, 1622 nt
Organism: Periconia digitata
Lineage: Eukaryota; Fungi; Ascomycota; Dothideomycetes; Pleosporales; Periconiaceae
Source: the annotation of a GenBank genome assembly